Molecule: messenger RNA, 699 nt
Organism: Solanum dulcamara
Lineage: Eukaryota; Viridiplantae; Streptophyta; Magnoliopsida; Solanales; Solanaceae
Product: pathogenesis-related protein STH-2-like
Exons: 2
Coding region: 102-590 (162 amino acids)
Biological process (GO): defense response; abscisic acid-activated signaling pathway
Cellular component (GO): cytoplasm; nucleus
Molecular function (GO): abscisic acid binding; signaling receptor activity; protein phosphatase inhibitor activity
Source: RefSeq, a predicted model, not a curated record
AACCAUAAUUACAUACAAUAUCAGCACAAAUCAUCAAUUUCUAAAUUAGCCACUAAUUAAACAUUUAGUUCUAAUAGACCAAUUGAUUAUUAAUAAUCAUUAUGGGUGUUACAACUUUUACUGAAGAAAUUACUUCCCCUUUAACACCAAUUCGUUUGUUUAAGGCUUUAAUUGUGGAUUCAAAAUCCCUAAUACCAAAGUUACUGCCUCAAUUUGUUGAAAAUGUUGUUUUGUUACAAGGAGAUGGUGGAGCUGGAAGUAUUGAACAAGUGAACUUCACAAAAGGCAAUCCUUUUGAGUUUGUGAAACAUAGAAUAGAUGAAUUAGACAAAGAAAAUAUGGUGUGCAAAUACACAAUGAUUGAAGGGGAUCCAUUGGGAGAAAAUCUUGAUUUUAUUUCUUAUGAAAUAAAAUUUGAAGAAUCCAAUAAUAUUAUUGGAGGAUGCAUUUGCAAGAUGACAACAAAUUAUCAUGGAAUUGGUGAUUAUUUUGCCAAAGAAGAAGAUAUUAAAGCUGGAAAAGAUAGUGCUAUGGGAAUUUAUAAAACAGUUGAAACCUACCUCAUUCAAAAUCCAAAUCUUUAUGCUUAAUUAAAUAAAAAGAAUUGCUUCAUGCUAUUUAAAAUGAAGCCAAUAUGGGCUAAUUUUUGUUGUUUUUGAAGAUAUAUAGUAGUUCAACCAUUAUAAAAAUAAAGAAACA